ACCUUACAUUUAACGCUAGCGCCCUCAAUCGACAGCUAGACGACGAUGACAGACCAUGCCGACGGUCCGCUGGCUGGCUUUAGUCCUGUGAUUUGGUGAGCGAAAUUCUGGUGGUGAACUGCGGACAACGGAGUCCUGUCCUGAUCCUGUGUGGAAUCAGCUGAUUCUGAAUUGAUCAAGUUGACUGAAAUAAGGGUGUCCAUCUGCUUUUUGACAACGACGACCACAAAUUGACAUCCAUUGUGGCAUCUCGUGAAUCAGAUCCAAUCACUGAGGAACCUGAGGAAGAUCAACAUAUCCAGUGUGAUGAUGCUUUCAUAAUUUUGAGUGUGCCGCAAACAAGAUAGAUGGUUAUCAUACUUGAUGUAAAUGUCAGUCAUAACAGUUUCAGGAACGUGGAGACGCAAGUAAAAACAUUCUGUGCAACAAAUUCUUCUCAUCAAGCUUGAAGCUAAAUUGUCUCCAGAGGGUCCACACUGAGAGUUCAUCUGCUCUUUGGCAUCAGCGACAAUAUUGACUCCCGCUGUGGCAUCCCGUGAAUCAGAUCGAAUCACUGAGAGACGUGAGGAAGCUCAACAUAUCCGGCCGAUGUGAUGAUGUUUUCAGGAUCCUCGGCAUGCUGCAAACAUUAGAUUGAUGGUUGUAAUGCUUGAUGUAAUGGUCAGCCAUCAGAACUUGAAGACGCAAUAAAAAACAUUUGUUUUUCUCUGCAACAAAAAGUAGAUGUAAUUUUCAGUCAUCAAAAUAAGAGCUGUAGAAACGUGGAGACGCAAGUGGUCUUUGUAACAAAUUCUCCUUAUCAAGCUUGAAGCUAAACUGUCACCAGAGGGUCCAUUAUAAGUGAGAAACUGUUUUCUUAUGAGACUUAAUCGUAAGCCCACUGAGCGACGAAAUCUACACUUUCACAACACACUGCAUGUACAUGUUACUAAGACUGUUAUAAAUACAUGUACUGUACCUCAGCCCUUCUGAACAACGGAGUCCAACCAUGAACAAGAGGGUUGACAGUGGUGAAGUAAAACCAUUUGUUUGUAAGACCUGCGGUAAGGCCUUAUCUUGUGAAGGUAAACUACAGGCACAUGAAAAGGUACAUAGUGGAGAAAAACCAUUCUUGGGUGAAAUCUGUGGUAAAGCAUUUUCAGGUGGAGGUAGUCGAACCAGGCAUGAACGGACGCAAACCAGUGAGAAGCGAUUCAUUUGUAAGACAUGUGGUAAAGCCUUUCCUAAAAAAUGUAAACUUCGGGCACAUGCAAGGGUGCAUACUGGAGACAAACCAUUUGUUUGUUCAAGCUGCGGUAAAGCCUUUUUUAAUCGAUGCCUUCGAAACAGACAUGAAAAGAUUCACGACAAGACGUUUAUUUGUGAAACCUGUGGAAAAGCCUAUCCUAGCAAAAGUAAACUUCGGGUACAUGCAAAAGUGCAUACUGGAGAAAAACCAUUUGUUUGUGCAAGCUGUGGUAAAGCCUUUUAUGAACGAUGGAGUCGAAACAAACAUGAAAUGACGCACAACGGCGAGAAGCCAUUUAUUUGUGAGACCUGUGGUAAAGCCUUUUCUAUCGCAAGCAAUCUAAACAGACAUGAAAAAAUUCACAAAAAUGAGAAACCAUUUGUUUGUCAGACCUGUGGUAAAGCCUUUUCUGAGCAAUCUAAUCAAAACGUACAUGAACGGAUGCACACCGGUGAGAAGCCAUUUGUUUGCGAGACAUGUAGUAAAGCAUUUUCUAACGCAAGUAAUCUACGUAGGCAUGAAAGGAUACACUCUGGUAAUAGACCAUUUAUUUGUAAGACCUGUGGUAAAGCCUUUUCUCAACUAUGCGUUCUGAACGUACAUGAAAGAAUGCAUACCGGUGAUAAACCAUUUGUCUGUGUGACCUGCGAUAAGGCAUUUUCUCAAUCAUGGCAUCUGAAAGUACAUGAAAGAACGCACACGGGCGAUAAACCAUUUGUUUGUGAGACCUGCGGUAAGGCAUUUUCAGAGAGCGGUUAUUUGAAAGUGCAUGGAAGGACGCACACCGGUGAGAAACCCUUUGUAUGUGAGACCUGUGGCGCGAACUUUUCUGCGCGACAUAGUCUAAUUACACAUAUCAGGUUGCACACCGGUGAGAAGCCAUUUAUUUGUGGGUCCUGUGGUAAAGCCUUUUCUAAUCAAGGUAAUCUACAUGCACAUAAAAGAAUACACAGCAAUGAGAAACCAUUUGUUUGCGAGACAUGUGGUAAAGCCUUUUCCGAGAAAUGUAAUCUAAAAGUACAUGAAAGAAGGCACACCGGUGAGAAACCAUUUGUUUGUGAGACCUGUGGUAAAGCCUUUUUUGUAAAAGGUCAUUUACAGAGACAUGAAAGAACCCACACCAAUGAGAAACCAUUCGUUUGUCAGACCUGUAGUAAAGCCUUUUCUGGUAAAUGUGCUCUAAAAGUACAUGAACGGAUACACACCGGGGAUAAACCAUUUAUUUGUGAGACCUGUGGUAAAGGCUUUAAUGUCGGAGGCAAUCUGAAAAAACAUGAAAGAAAAAUGCACACGAUUGAGAAACCAUUGGCUUGUCCUUUUGUGGUGGUAAAGUCUUUUCAAAUCAAUAUCAUCUAAGCAGAGAUGAAAUGAUGCACAAUCUGCGACACGUGUGUUUAAGUCUUAAUUCGCAAAGGCGAUCUAAAUAGACAUGAAAGAAUGAACACCGGUGAGAAACCGGAGACGUUGGGUGAACCCCUUUUCUGGCCGAGGCAGGCGAAACAGGCAUUAAAGGAUACACAUCUGUGCGAAAACAUGCUUUUGUGAGAUGCAAACGAAAUUCCCUAUGCCAACAGAAAGGUGAAAACUACAUUAUGCCUGUUUGUAAUUGUAUAUAAUAAUUGUAUUUACAAUGAAUUAUGUUUUCUAGUUGUUAUACUUAUUGUAAUGCAGUGUCUCAUGUUGUAAUUUUCUGUCCAACCUGCUUUGGCCAAAAUGUUCGGUUUGGUUAUGGCAGGAUAUAAUAAAUGUUUUGUUUUUGUUAUUCCUAUUACCCAUGGAUUUAUUUCUAACUCGUCUGUUCACGAUCACAUUCCUAACUCAUGAAAUAGGUCUGAGACCUAAUGACGUCACCCUUUGUUUAAAUGUGCGCUUUCCCAUGUGGUAAACGGUCCCUACUUCGUCUGGCGUCCCAACUUCGCUCCCAUAGGAAAGCGCAUAUGUGAACAAAGCCAUUGCGUCAUUAGGUCUCGGGUCUAUUGAAACGAUCCACGCCAAAGUGGACAUGGCUGAAAGUAUAGUAAAAGUGCUCUCAGAUAUUUUUCCUCUUCAAUAUUAUUCCAAACACAUGCAGGGAUCAGGAUAUAAACUCAUCUGGCUGUUUGCCGUUACUGUAUGGGUAGUACGUGGUCUAUACAAACAUGAAGGGUGCACAUCGUACUGCUGAAACACCUUUCAUUCAUCGGACCUAUGGAAAACCCUUUCUGAACUAGAAUUUUUUUUCUGAUUAAACAAAAGGUUAACACUAGCGACAAUUUGUUUUAUGUAAUUCGAGCGAUUCAAAAUGCAGUGAGCCACCAAGAGUUUACCAUGGAGAGUCAAUUUUUCAAGCCUCGGUCGACAGUACAAAACAUGUCCCAAUUGAACGAGUGUCAGUAAACAACCUAUUGGAGCAAAGCGUACAUUCUGCCGCCUUACAAAAACACCAUAUUUGAUAACAAGAAAAGAAAAGGGCAAACAUAUACUCGAAGCAUACGCUUACGAAACUAUACUGGCCGGAAAAAAACUAACAAUUUCAAACGUCCCGCGCUGCGAAGUUGUCGACCAUCUCCCACAAUGCACUGGGAAAAUGAACUCUCCGUGAAACUCUCUGUGAAUCGCCCAAAUUGUGUGUUGGCUUGUUUUCCAACUUGCUGCAUCUUAUUGCAUUGCUGUUUUUCAUGGUGUAAAUUUGUUGUUCUUUAAACAACAAAUGCAAUUUUUUUUUAAAUAAAUGUAUCAAAUGCAAUGUAUUUUUCUGAUUAAAUAUAAUCAUUGCAAAUGCACCUUGUUAAUUUUAACAUCAUUUUCUUAUUGUUAAAUGCAACCGUUGCAAAUGCACCUUUGUGUUAAUUUUAACCUCAUUUUGAAGUAUUGUUUUGCAAUUUUCAAGGGUAUUUUUGGUGCCCUUUUGGUUUUGAUGUUAAAGCGAAUGUCAUUUUGUAAAUACUUUUCGUUAAGGCCUAUGCAGUGUAUUUGUUUUCAUAUUAAAUACAAUCAUUUAAGAUGGACCACAUUGUCUCCAUUUAAACCUUA
Molecule: messenger RNA, 4240 nt
Organism: Patiria miniata (bat star)
Lineage: Eukaryota; Metazoa; Echinodermata; Asteroidea; Valvatida; Asterinidae
Product: zinc finger protein OZF-like
Exons: 4
Coding region: 989-2584 (531 amino acids)
Source: RefSeq, a predicted model, not a curated record